UAUAAAUAGCGGGACGAAGGGUGCUGCCGGCAGCCGAGAGCGGGUGAGAGGAGCGUGCCGUCGUGCCGAUGGAUUUCCAAGCCGGUAUCCUGCGGGAUGGCAACCCCAUGGAGAGCCUGGAGAAGCAGCUCAUCUGCCCCAUCUGCCUGGAGAUGUUCAGCAAGCCGGUGGUGAUCCUGCCCUGCCAGCACAACCUCUGCCGCAAGUGUGCCAACGACGUCUUCCAGGCUGCCAACCCAUACUGGCAGAGCCGGGGCAGCGUGAUUUCGGGGGGACGGUUCCGGUGCCCGUCGUGCCGCCACGAGGUUCUGCUGGACCGUCACGGUGUCUAUGGGCUGCAGAGGAACCUGCUGGUGGAGAACAUCAUCGACAUUUACAAGCAGGAGUGCUCCAGCAGGCCGCUGAAGAAGGGGGAGCACCCCAUGUGUAAGGAGCACGAGGACGAGCGGAUCAACAUCUACUGCGUCACCUGCGAGGUCCCCACCUGCUCCAUGUGCAAAGUCUUCGGUUCCCACAAGGACUGCGAGGUCGCCCCGCUGCAAACUGUCUUCCAGGGCCAGAAGACGGAGCUGAACAACUGCAUCUCCAUGCUGGUGGCGGGGAACGACCGGAUCCAGACGAUCAUCUCCCAGCUGGAGGACUCGUGCCGGUGCACCGAGGAGAACAGCGAGGCAGCCAAGCAGGAGCUCUGCGCUCGCUUCGAUGCCUUGGCAGCGCUGCUGGAGGAGAAGAAGUCGGAGCUGCUGCAGCGCAUCACCCGUGAGCAGGGCGACAAGACGGGCUUCGUCCAGGGCCUCAUCUGCCAGUACAAAGAGCAGCUGGAGAAAUCAAGCCGACUGGUGGAGACGGCCAUCCAAGCCAUGGAGGAGACCGGGGGGGCCGCCUUCCUCAUGAACGCCAAGCAGCUCAUUAAAACGAUCGUGGAGGCCUCCAAGGGCGGCAGGCUGGAGAAGAUCGAGCACGGCUACGAGAGCAUGGACGCCUUCUCGGUGAGCCUGGACCACCUCGCCGAGGCGGUCCGCGCCUUGGACUUUGAGCCCGCCGAGGAAGACGAGGAGUACUUCGACGGGGAGGAAGAAGAGGUGGAGGAAGAUGUGGCGCCCGAGGGGACGGUGAUGGGUAAGGGGUGGCACGGCUGAGCCCACCUCCCUGGGACCCUCAAGCACCCAUGGAGGAGCUUCGGGGGCUUGGACCCCCCUCUACCCCCCCCAUCCUCUCCCCCUGGCAGCUUCCCAGUAGCCGCAGCGACGUUGCCGGCGCAGGAGAAACGCUGCGGGCGCAGGAUGUCCGGCGAUGGGACUCGGGACCGGGGGGGGGACAUGCCGCGGGGGCCGGUGGUCUUGCGAGCCGGCGCCUGCUCCAGCAUGGGACACUUUUCUAUACGGGUGCAAAGAGGACAAUUCCGCACGUUUUAUAUCUUUCUUGUUUUGUAUAUAAUUGUCACGGAUUUGAAUUUUUUGUGUAUUUUGUAAAGAAAACUGGUGGUUUGGGUGGUUUUUUUUUUCCCUCGCCUCUUGUUCUCGGCUUGCCAGCCCUGCGAUGGGCACUGGGGAUACAGGUGGGUUUGCCGGGCUGGUGCUGUCACCGGUGUCCCUGCCAGCACCCAGUGUGGCAGUGGGAUGCUUCCCAGUCCAACACUUAAUUUUCAGCCUCAUUAGCACCUCCAGCAGCACUGGCACCCCGUGCCUGGCCGCCUGCCUGGGAUGUAACAGGUUGGCACCCGGCAGGAUUUAUCUCCCGGUGAUGGGGUGCCCGGGGCCAGUGCUCGCCCGGGCCUGGAGAUAUGGGGGACAGGGAGGAUGCUCUGAGCUGUGCCAGUCCCCAAAACAGGGGUGGCCCCGGCAUCGAGCUGCCGGUUUGCUGCCGGGUGAGCUCACACGACUGCAAAAACAUACCACGAAUGCAAAAACAUACCACGAAUGCAAAAAUAUACUACGAAUGCAAAAAUA
Aquila chrysaetos chrysaetos is the source of this 1949-nucleotide messenger RNA. RefSeq names its product tripartite motif containing 63 (gene TRIM63). The transcript is spliced from 8 exons. Lineage: Eukaryota; Metazoa; Chordata; Aves; Accipitriformes; Accipitridae. Gene Ontology annotation, molecular function: zinc ion binding. The record is from RefSeq and is a predicted model, not a curated record. Bases 69 to 1139 code for a protein of 356 amino acids.